Molecule: messenger RNA, 559 nt
Organism: Bombyx mori (domestic silkworm)
Lineage: Eukaryota; Metazoa; Arthropoda; Insecta; Lepidoptera; Bombycidae
Product: antennal binding protein X
Molecular function (GO): odorant binding
Source: RefSeq, marked provisional
AAAAUGGCCGUACAUAUAUUUCUCAUUCUUGCCAGUUACAUGGCUUUGGCUGCACACGGUCAACUGGACGACGAAAUAGCCGAACUAGCGGCAAUGGUCCGAGAAAACUGCGCCGACGAAUCAAGCGUGGAUCUGAAUUUGGUGGAGAAAGUUAACGCCGGUACUGAUUUAGCGACAAUCACGGACGGGAAACUAAAAUGCUACAUCAAGUGCACAAUGGAGACCGCGGGCAUGAUGUCUGACGGCGUCGUCGACGUGGAAGCGGUCUUAUCGCUUUUGCCGGAUUCAUUGAAGACAAAAAAUGAGGCUUCCCUGAAGAAGUGCGAUACUCAGAAAGGCUCCGACGACUGUGACACUGCAUACCUGACUCAGAUAUGCUGGCAAGCCGCAAACAAGGCGGACUACUUCCUCAUUUAGUUCGUAAAACAUUUCUAAAUUUAUCCUUAAGCAAACAAAACUGUCGCGAAAUGAUAACGAAACAAAAUUAUUGUAUUGUGGAAUGCGUUUUGUUUUUUUUUCUGACUUAUAUUGAUGGUAAAUAAAAUUGGAAUGAAGAUUU